AUGAAUCUCGGAGAAAUAAUUAAGGAAGAAAAUAAUGCGUCUCUGCAGGACCGCGCGAAAACUAUGAUCUUUCUUCGCCAUCACCUCCAUGAGGAAUUAAAAACAGAGUACCUCACGGAUUUUAAAAGUAUAAGUGAGUACAAUUCAGCCUUGUUUAAAAUCAGCUCACAAUUGAAAUUAUGUGGAGAAAAAAUUACUGAUGAUGAUAUGUUGGAAAAAACAUACUCCACAUUUCAUGCCUCAAAUGUGCUCCUGCAGCAGCAAUAUAGAGAGCACAGAUUUACCAAAUAUUCUGAGCUGCUUUCUUGUUUGUUGGUGGAUGACCAGAAUAAUGAGCUUUUGAUGCAAAACCAUCAAUCCCGUCCCACUGGAUCUGUACCAUUCCCAGAAGCGAAUGUGUCAUCAUUUCACAGCCAUGGACGUGGACGUGGACACGGAUGUCGUGGUGGUCGUGGAUAUGGUCGCAAUAGAAAUAAUUAUAGUAAUCGUGGUGGUCAUAAUUCCUCAUUGACUCCUAGAAGGAACUCCACACCGUCCCAUCAGAAGUGGAAUUCAAAUACGACCAAGCAGGCAAAAGAAAAAGCUUUGCAGAACAAAGCUCCUAAGAUAUAUGAUGACAAGCCUUGCUCUAGAUGUGGAAUGAAAGGUCAUUGGUCGCGUACCUGUCAUACACCCAAACAUCUAGUUGAUCUUUACCGUGCCUCAAUGAAUGAUAAGGGAAAAGGAAAGGAAAUUGAAAUAAAUUUUGUGGAUGACGACUUACCAACUGAUAUUACUCACUUUGAUGUUUCUGACUUCUUUGCUGAUACUAGUGGUAGUGUUGAUCAUUUGAUUGGUGAUGGAAAUGUCCAUACCAAUUAA
This is a messenger RNA of Cornus florida, 861 nucleotides long. RefSeq lists its product as uncharacterized. Gene Ontology annotation, molecular function: zinc ion binding; nucleic acid binding. The transcript is spliced from 2 exons. The record is from RefSeq and is a predicted model, not a curated record. The coding region runs from base 1 to 861 and encodes 286 amino acids. Lineage: Eukaryota; Viridiplantae; Streptophyta; Magnoliopsida; Cornales; Cornaceae.